Sceloporus undulatus (fence lizard) is the source of this 9958-nucleotide messenger RNA. It is a transcript of the gene TBC1D8, whose product is annotated as TBC1 domain family member 8. Bases 6791 to 9550 code for a protein of 919 amino acids. The record is from RefSeq and is a predicted model, not a curated record. Lineage: Eukaryota; Metazoa; Chordata; Lepidosauria; Squamata; Phrynosomatidae. The transcript is spliced from 18 exons.
UUCUGUGGCUGAGCUGGGAAUCAAACCCUACUCUUCAGAGUCAUAGUCCAACACUCAACACUACGCCACACUGGCUUUAAUAUUAAAACCCCACAUUCUCAAUUAGACUCAGAAAGAAACUGGCAAUUUCUCAGUAAUAUGAUGAUCAUGCCAUGCACCAGUUAACAGUUUAGUUGCUGCAUGUUGGAACAUCUGAAGCUCUUGGUCACUCUUCAAGGGUCACCCCAGGUAGUGUACUUGGCAGUAACCAAGAUGUGAAGUCUCAAUGACUACUUGAUCAUGGCAAUUCCAGUUGGUAAUAAAAUGGCAGUGAAGCCUUCUGAACACCAGGUACUGAGGCAAAAACAAAAGAGGAAUGCUGUUGUCCCAGCUUUCUACUUGCAAAUUUCAUGGAGUUGUUUGGCUGCCCAUUGUAGGAAUUUGAAUGUUCAACUGGAGUCAAAGGUCAUGACAAAGCUAGAGAGUACAAGGUGUGGUGGCGGCCUGAGCCCUAAAAUACUGAUCAGUCCUUUGCCUGCACAGUUGCUGCUGCAGUACAAGAACAAUUUCACAGAAUGCACACUAGUCACUCAGGGUUAUAAACUGAUUCCAAGGCAGUGGUGGGUUGAGCACCAGACCCUAAAAUUACUUCUUCAUCCCAUUCUUGACCCAAAAUUUUCUUCAGUGCCAUGCUAUGCAUUGAUUUUUCCCAUCUGCUUAGAUGUUUGUAGAAAUGAACUGACAAAGCAAAUAUUUACCCAUAUUAUUUCUUCACACUGUGCAGAAUUAACUUACAGAGUUGAUAGUAUUGAGAUAGCUUCAGCUUGAGAUGAAUAUAUGAAAUGUUAGGGGGGGAAAUAUGAGAUGUUACGGAAAAACAAAUAAUUAUUUCAUGCCCUGGCUAGACUCCUAAAUUCAUUUCUCCCAGAUCCAUAUUUAUUCUUCCCCAGCAAAGCAUUCAUUUAUUGUUCCCUUGAACAGUUAUUAAGGGAAACUAAACAUAAUUCGUAUGAGGAAAUCCUAUGUGAGGUCUCAUAUAUGUGCUCCUAAUAUUCAUUGUCCCAAGUGUUGUUGUUGUUGUUGUUGUGUGUAUAUACUUGGAAAUCCAUGAACUGCACUAAAUGAAAUUAUUUCUGAUAUGCCAGUGUGGUACACAGUGCUCAGAAAAUCACUGUUCAAAAGGUCAUAAUCUGAAUGACUGCUUUCACCAUUGAGAUUAUUUAAUGGAGAUCAGAGAAUUAAAUACAAUAUAUUGUCCAAAGUCCUUCCUGCAAUCGAAAUCAGAUUUAAGUAUGGAUAAAAUGGUAGUUCCAUAAAGUGCUGAGGGGGAAAAACUUGGCAGUAAAUAAUAUGUGAGAUACAGUUCUUUAAAUCUCACAGUGUUUUGUGUGAAAUGUAUCACAACAGACAUUAUUACAGAGUUUUAAAUUAAACUUUUUUGAAAGCUUGCUUUUUGAAGCUUCAUAUUUGAUAACAAGAGCCACUGUGGUAUAGUAGUUUGACUGUUGGGUUAGAACUCUGGGAGAGAAGGGUUCAAAUUUCCACUCAGCCAUGGAUGCCCACUGGUUGAUUUUGGGCAAAUCAUACUCUGAGCCUUAGAGGAAGGCAGUGGCAAAUCUUGAAUCAAUCUUGCCAAGAAAACCCUAUAAUAAGUCACACUCUCUCAGCUCAGAGAAAGGCAAAGGCGAAUCUCCUUUGAACAGAUCUUGCCAAGAGAACCUUAUAGUAGGUACACCUUAGGGUAGCUGUAUAUCGGAAACAAUUUGAAUGCGCACAACAAUAACAACAAAAAUAGUGUAAUCUAAGGAGUCUUUCUGAUGUCUGAAUAGUUUUAAGAUCCAAACCACAAUGUACUGUAUAGCUACAUUUAAAUUUCCUUCCCUGUUAGAGCUGAUACAGGUUUGCAUCCAGAAUAUCUUUCCAGUUCCCUGAACAUCAUCACGUCUCCAGAAGUCUUUUUAGUUCUUUGAGAUCUGAGUUCUGAGUCUGACCAAUAGAAAGAGAUCACUCUGGAAACCACUGCCAUGACUGGAAUGGUAGUGGUAGUGGUUUCACCAAAGACCUGGGAUAAAAGGAGCUUAUGGACUUAUGACCAUAGGAUUGUUGUCUAAGUUGAAUUGUUAGCGAGUAUGGUCUGUUCUGCUUUGGUCUGAUUUUACCUGGAAUAUUGUGUCCAGUUCUGGGCACCAUCAUUCAAGAAGGAUAUUGACAAACUGGACAAGUCCAGAGGACAGUGACCAAAAUGAGGAAGGAUCUGGAAACCAGGCCCCAUGAGAGUGGCUUGGGAAGCUGGGUAUUUUUAGCCUGGGGAAGGUAGGGUUAGCCAUGUUUAAAUAUUUGAAGAGAUGUCAUAUUGAGAAUGGAGCAAGCUUGGUUUUUGAUGAUCCAGAGACUAGGACCAAUGGCAUCACAAGGAGGGUGCAAACCACACCGAGUGACGCCCCAAAAGAGGGAUGACACUUAGUUGAGCGCAGCCCUGCCACACACCAUUCUGCUUAUGAGUACAGCAGCGUGUGGCAACAAAGGAGAGUACAGCACACUCUCCACCUCCCUGCCACAUACUGUUCUACUCAUGAGUAUAGUGGUGCAUGGCACUGAGGUGAGAGGGUGAGGCCUUUUGGCUCUGCCCCCGCAGAGGCAUCCCCCCCGGGUGACACCCUGGGCAGUAAUGCCACUGACUAGGACACAGAGCAGUGAAUUCAAACUGCAGAAAAAGACAUUCCACCUAAACAUUGGAAGAACUUUUCGAUAGUAACAGCUGUUCAGUAGUGGACUAUGUUGCCUUGGAGUGUGGUGGGAUUUUUUAAAACAGAGACUGGAUGACCAUCUGUCAGGGCUGCUUUAAUUGUGUAUUCCUGCAUGGCAGGGGUUUGGACUGGAUGGCCCUUGGCGUCUCUUCCAAACCUACCUAUGAUUGGGCCUAGGCAAGUGGCAAUUUUUGUGUGUGAUUUCUUUCUUUUGGGGGGGGGGGGGGUCUUUUUGCUAUCCAUGCAUUUAGUCUAGAGUUGGGCAUUUGACAAAAAUGACUUGCUCAAAUAAAGGGCAAAUAGUUUUGAAGCAUUAAUGCUACAUUACAGUUCCUGCUUUGUUCUGUUCUCUGGGUCCUUGUUAUAUUCCUUUAAGUCAACUCCAAACUAAUGCGAUCUUAUCAUGGUGUUUUCUUGACAAGAUUUAUUCAGAGGACGUUUGCCAUUGCCUUCCUCUCGCUAUAGACUACAUCACUUGAUAUUCUCUAAUGAUCUCCCUCCUAAGUACUAAAACAGGCCUGACCCUGCUUAGCUUUCAAAAUCACACAGAAUCUGGCACCUUCAGGGGUGCAUAGGACUGCAAUCUAACUAUUGAAAAAAAAUAUUAUUCUCAUUACUUUUGAUAUUAAAAAAACAUGAGCUUUUACUGUGAAAUAAAACAUUUUAAACACUGUAAUGAAUUACAAUUUUUAAAGAACAUUAGAGAAGGAUUUAGCAAUCAGAUUUAUGUCUUAGUGUUUUAUUUUAGUGUAAUCGUUACAACGAUCCUGUAAAGUAAGCCUCUGUGUAGUUCUGAUGUGAAAGUGAGUCGAUUGUCUAAAGCUAACCAGUGAGGUGCAAACAACUUACUUUCUGGGAACUUCUCAACUUACAGCCCAGUUGCUUUCCACCAGUCCAGUCUUCAAAGGCAUUUUCAGCCAUGCAUUUAUUCUCUGGCUUCAGCCGCAUGCAUACAUUUUCUGCCACACACCACAUGCAAAGAUCUCUUUUUUGCCCAAUAGCUAAAAUAUAUAAAGACAAAUGCAGCUAGAUGUUAUCAAGUGGUUAUGUAGCAUAUGCAUGUUCCUGUAAAGUAGAGGCUGCCUAUGCAUUUGCAAAGUCUGAAAAUAAUAUUUUCUCUGUUGAUUUAUGUAAAGGCACUUAUUUUAAAAUGAAUGUACAAAACAGAUUUGAUUUUAAGAAAAAGGAAGUCAGAAUAGAAUUUAUAUAAAUAAUACAAAUGUGUUCAGUGCAAUUUCCAAAAUACGGCUUGUGGUAUUUCGGUUAUACACUAUGUUGCAUGAAUUUUGUCUUAGAGAUCUAGUCAUAUUUUCAAUUGCCUUGAAUGUUAAGGAUGUAAUAUUUAAUACUGAAGACAUAAAUGAGGUUAAUUAAGGCAAACAAGUUUUUUAGAUACACAUUACACCCUACAGCUGUUGUUGUUGACUCUACAGGACAUGUGCAUAUGGAGUAAUCAAAUACAUUUUUCUGAACUCUUGUUAAUAUAGUGUCAAAAUUCUUGGCAGUUUUUAAAGUACUGUAAUUUAAUCAUUAACAUGCAAUAGCAAGAUCUUACUGGACUUGGUCUUCUCUGCAUGGGAAGACGCUAGUACUGGCUGUUUCCAUGAUGUACGGCAAUUUCCAAUGAAAUACUAUGGGUUUCCCAGUUAACAUGACUUUGCCCCAGAGUUAGCAAAGUCGUGGGAAGCCCCAGAGUUUCCCUGAAACCUCAGGUUUACUGUGUCGUUUUGUGAUGUGUGAUCAGCUAGAUCAGGCUCAAUUUGGGCCAGACAGCUAUUCACAUGGCAGGUGUCACGUCAUUCUCCUUCCCCACAAAAGAUGAUGGUCUCUCCCUAGAGUCACUGCUGCCUUAUAUGACUGAUGUUAUCUGUUGUAGCACUCUCACACAACUGCUCAUUUGUGGGGAAUUCCCUGCUCUACUGUCCCCUGCUUUUGGGUGGCUGUAAUAGGUGGGGACAGGGAGUAUUUCCAUGCAGAAGCAUGAAAUUAGAUGACAUUAGAAGCAUUACAUUAGACAGAUACUAAUCUGUAGUUGGAGUUCUUUCCACUUACCUGGGAUUGAGCAUCACUCAACUCAGUUGAACUUUCAUCUUACUUACAUGUUAAGAAAGUGUUUCUCUGCAUGUCCUAUCACCAAAAACAGUUUUUUCUUGGCUGAGCACCAACUCAGUUGCUAAUUUUCUGACAUACUACUAUCCUCUCACUAACACUCCUUCCCCCAUGCAGUGUUUAUAUAUGUGUGUGUGUAUGUGUGUGUGUGUGUUUAGGAGUAUGCCACUAGAAUUAUGGCAUAAUUAGUAAACUUUACACAAGGAUCAUAGAGAAAACUAGAACAGUUGUACUGAAAUGCAGGUUCUGUUCACUAGAAUUGCUUAUCCACUGAACCGUUCAUAUGUUUUUUUAAUUUCCUAGUUAAAAACAUAUGAAAUGGCCAGUGAGAAAUUAAUCCUACAGUAUUUGCCAGUGAAUAGUAUAAAGACCAUAGAAUGUUUAAAAUUACAAAAUAAAAUGAGGAACUGGCUGAUGAGAUCAGUCAUUCAGAAAGAGAAAUAGGAAUUAAAUAUACUGUAAUAGGAAAGGGGAAACCCAUAUAAUUGUGUGGCUUUCUCUGCUGUUUCACUGUUGAUGUUUCUCAGGCCAUAUCCUCAUGCACAACCUGUAAGGUCAAAAAGGCUGGUGUUGUUGUUGUUGUGUGCCUCCAUGUUGUUUCUGACUUAUGGCAUAAGGUUUUCUGAGGCUGAGAGUUCGUGACUAGCCUAAGGUCACCCAGUGGGUUUUGAGUGGGGAUUCAGACCCUGGUCUCCAGAGUCAUAGUGCAGUCUUUAAACCACUAUGCCAUGUUGGGUCAAGGCUGAUAUACCGAUGCUAUAAGUUGGAAAUAGUUACCGAUGAUCUUAUUUUAAAAACCAUUAUUCUAGGUUGUACCUGCACUGCAGAAAUAAUGCUAUUUGACACUGCUUUAACUGUCAUGGUUCUGUCCUACGGAAUCUCAGGAUUUGCGUUAUUUAAAUAAACUGCAUUAUUUCUGUAGUGCACAUUAGACCUUAGUCCAAAUGUUUGCAUAUUGCUUUGCAUUUUUGUUCCGUCUGUGUCAAGGCCUGCAAUCUUCCAGUCACUUGUUUGACAUUAAUACCUAUUAAGGUUAAAUACAUAUUUGGUGAUGGUUAAAUACUUUAUCACAAAAACUGAAAGCACAAAAAGUAGUAAUGCUGUAUGACUUACACAGAUAAAAUGUGCUCAAAUAGUACAAAUUAUUCACUCCACCCCAGUUCCCCCCCAAACUGAAUGAAAUUCAGUCCUGAGCGGUAUUAAUGUGUUAAGACUGAUCCAUCUCAAGAGCCAGUGUUUAUUAGGCUAAUAUCUUCAGUAGAAACAACUUUUUUAAAAAACAAGGUCUGUAUGUUCAGACUGAGGAACACUGGAUUUCAAACUUUUAUCAAAAUUUGAAAAACUUGAUUCACAUGUAACACUGCAGUCUGACAAAAACAUGUAAACCUGACACAUAACUGGUCUUUCUCAUUCACUUUAUUUUAUGACCUUGUUUCUGUCUGUACUUCUUUUGUGUAAAUCAAUUUUGGAAGACGUCAUGUAAUUUUUCUUGGAAUAAUGUUGUAUUGCAAGUGAAUCCUUCAUUUUUAAUACGCAUUUCUGUUCCUGUCAUUCAGGUCGUCUAGUAGGUGCUUUGGAUGCUGUGCUCGAUUCUAAUGCACGUGUUGCUCCAUUUCGAAUUUUGCUGCAAGUGCCAGGAUCACCUACUUACUCUGCCAUAGCAUGUGGCAUUAAUAGCAGAAGAAACCAGCAGUAAGUUAGCAGAGCAGGAGGAAGAUCCUGAGAAGUUCAGAGAAGCAUUGGUCAAAUUUGAGACCCGAUUUAACUUUCCUGAAGCAGAGAAACUGAUUACCUUUUACUCAUGUUGCUGCUGGAAGGGCAAAGUUCCUCGACAGGGAUGGCUUUACCUGAGCAUCAAUCACCUCUGUUUCUAUUCCUUCUUUUUGGGCAAGGAAUUAAAACUUACCAUUCCUUGGGUUGAUGUCCAGAAACUGGAGAGAACUUCCAAUAUAUUAAUGACUGACAUUAUCCGCAUCACUACUCAAAGUAAAGAACGCGAUUUCUCCAUGUUCCUUAAUAUUGAUGAGGCAUUCAGGAUAAUGGAACAGUUGGCAGAUGUGACUCUCCGCAGGCUACUUGAUAAUGAAAUCUUUGAACUGGAUCCAGGUUUGCAAGACCCUACUCAGAUCACCAAGAGGGACCUUGAGUCCAGAGCACGGAAUGAGUACUUCAGAGCAUUCUUCAGGCUACCAAAGAAAGAGAAGCUGCAUGAAGUUAUGGAUUGUUCCCUGUGGACUCCUUUUAGCCGUUGUCACACACCUGGAAAGCUAUUUGCUUCAGAUAGCUAUAUCUGUUUUGCUAGUAAGGAAGAUGGUUGUUGUAAUGUUCUAAUUCCACUUCUAGAGGUGGCCAGUAUUGAAAAGAUGGAAGACACUAGCCUUCUUCCCAACCCCAUCAUUAUUAGCAUCAAAAGCAAGACAGCCUUUCAGUUCAUUGACCUGAAGGAGAGGGAUAACCUGGUGGAGAAUCUACUUCUGAGACUGAAACAAGUGAAGGCCAGUAAUCCAGCACUCCAUAACAGUUCAAAAAGCAAAGAUAUGAAUUCGCAUUCAGCACAUACCAACUAUGAAUUUGGGGACUUUGGAAUAGUAGCUUCACAAAGGAAUGAAAAUGACAGGGACAACAGACACCUGCUGAAUGCAGAGGCACUGAGUUCAGCAUUUCAUCCUCCUGCAGUGGAUGGUCUGGACUUCAGGAUGUCUAGGGAACAAAUCAAAGAGAGCCUGUGGAAUGAUCAUUUCACUGAGUAUGGCAGAACCGUCUGUAUGUUUCGGACAGAAAAGAUUAGGAAACUAGUUGCUAUGGGAAUUCCAGAAACUUUACGAGGCAAACUGUGGCUCCUUUUCUCAGAUGCUGUGACUGAUUUGUAUUCCCAUCCUGAUUACUAUGAGAACCUAGUGGAAGUGUCCAUGGGCAUGUGUUGCAUAGCAACAGAGGAAAUAGAACGUGACUUGCACCGCUCAUUACCUGAGCACCCAGCCUUCCAGAGCGAAACAGGCAUUGCUGCACUGAGAAGAGUGUUAACAGCUUAUGCACAUCGAAACCCAAAAAUUGGGUACUGCCAGUCCAUGAAUAUAUUGACCUCUGUCUUGUUGUUGUAUGCCAAAGAGGAAGAAGCCUUUUGGUUGCUUGUUGCUGUGUGUGAGAGGAUGCUUCCAGAUUAUUUUAAUCACCGGGUGAUUGGUGCUCAAGUGGACCAGUCUGUAUUUGAAGAGCUGAUCAAAGAACGGCUUCCAGAACUAGCUGAACAUUUGAAAGACCUUUCCACGUUGGCUUCUGUUUCUCUGUCGUGGUUCCUCACACUUUUUCUUAGUAUCAUGCCCCUAGAAAGUGCUGUUAAUAUUGUAGACUGUUUCUUCUUUGAUGGGAUCAAAGCCAUUUUCCAGUUUGGUUUGGCUAUUCUUGAAGCCAAUGCAGUGGAAUUGUGCAAUAGUAAAGACGAUGGACAUGCCUUGAUGAUUCUCAGCAGGUUCUUAGAUCAUGUUAAGAAUGAAGAAAGCCCUUUACCACUGAUUGGGAACCAGCAUGCCUUUUUUAGUGAUGAUCUGGAACCUUGUCCCACAACAGAGGUAGCAGACCUGAUUCGAGAUUCUUAUGAGAAAUUUGGAGACUAUUCUGUGGAGCAGAUUGAACAUAUGCGCUAUAAACACAGGAUCCGUGUUCUGCAAAGCCAUGAAGAAACCACAAAACAAAAUGUGCUCAGAGUGGUCAUCCCAGAUAUUUCCAUUGUUCCAGAAGAUUUGGAAGAACUGUAUGACUUGUUUAAGAGAGAACACUUAAUAAGCUGCUACUGGGAAUGGAAUAGUGCAGUUAUAAUUCAACGCCAUGACCCAAGCAGACCUUAUGCUGAGCAAUAUAAAAUUGAUUGUCAACAAUUCACAAACCUUUAUAAGCUUGUGUCACCUUGGAUGUGUGGCGAGCAUACUGAGGUUCUGGCAGAAAGAAUGUUCCGGCUCUUGGAUGAAAACAUGGAUCGUCUCAUUGAAUUCAAAGGGUUUGCUGGGUGUUUAGAUAUUAUGUACAGUGGAGAAAUGAAUGAAAAGAUUAAACUGUUGUACAAGUUGCAUAUUCCUCCUGCCUUCACAGAAAACGAUAGGGACAGCCAGUCACCUCUAAGGAAUCCUUUGUUGUCAACAUCAAGACCACUAGUAAUUGCAAAAUCAAAUGGUGACACGAUAGAUUAUCAGAAGCAACUGAAGCAAAUGCUUAAGGAUUUAGCCAAAGACAAAGAUGCAAAAGCAGAAAAAGAACUACCUAAAAUGAGCCAGCGAGAGUUCAUCCAGUUUUGCAAGACUUUGUACAGCAUGUUUCAUGAAGAUCCUGAGGAGAAUGAGUUGUAUCAAGCCAUUGCUACAGUGACUACUCUGCUACUUCAGAUUGGAGAGGUUGGUCAAAGAAGCACAAGCUCAGGUUCAGAUGAGUUUACCGAGGACUUCCAGACUGAGGCAUCUACCUCAGAUCAAGAUGUGGUUUUUACCGACACUGUGAAGACCCCAAAGAAUGAGCCCUUACCAAUGACUGAAGGAGACUGGAAUGUUUCUUUUGAACACAUCUUGGCAUCACUAUUAACAGAACAGUCACUGGUCAACUUCUUUGAAAAAUCCUUAGAACUGAAACCAAAAUUGGAUAAUGCAAAACUAACUCAAUAUAGUUUAAAAACAAAUGGCACAAGCCAGUUAUCACGGGGUGAGACUGAACAUCUAAGUGCACAUUAACAAAUGGCCAAGAGAAUCCCGUUUCACCAAAGCACAUUUUGAACUGUUGUUAUUGGACUCUUUUGAUGCCUUGGUGGUCUGAUCAAUGCAGUUGGAACUUUAAAGCCAAAUUUUUGACACAUUUUCUUCUUGAAUGUAAAUGAAAAAGAAAACAUCUUUACUUUGAAAAUACUGUAAAUGUGUUAACUAGUUCUACACACAAAACUAUUGACAUAUUUGGCUGUCUGCAGGUUUUAUGUAUGAUUGCCUUUUUUGCACUAAUACCGAAGACUUCGUUUCAAUGCUGGUAAUUGAAACCUAAUAUAUUUGACUCAAAGGUUUGUAGGUCUUGCUCUGUUCAGUGUAAAUGGAAGGUGCUUUUCAUGUCUAUUGAGUGUGUGCACUUUUCAAUAAAAGACUCUUUUGCAA